AUCCGCACACUCACCAUCAUGUCUGUCGACACCUUAUCUCACUCACUCGCCCACACAACCCUCUUCGAUGUUAAGGGACCCUCACCCGCUUCCUGCACUCCGAGCCACGAGAAGGUCCUUUCAUGCAAGCCUACAACGAAGCAUGCAAGAAGGCAUUAGAGGAGUUUGACGAAGAGAAACGUCUAGAUCUCGAGGAAACCCUGGAGCUGCUAGAAGGUUAUGACGAUCCGAAAGAUAGGGAGAGGAUCAAGCAGGUCGCAGAAGAGCAUAUUGCUGAGGACAGGGCGGAGCUCCUUGAGUCUCUGGAACAAGGCCGUCUUCACAUUUUACGCACCGAAGAAUCAUGGAAAGACAUGGUGAUGUGGCGAUAGUAACGAAAUCGAGGCGAUUGACAAUGAAAGCAGCAGUGGAACAGAGCCGAUUGUUGUAAAAACUGUGUAUAUGCAAGAAUGUGGAUUAGGCAAAGUCACAUCACAAUCGAAGCUUGCAUGAAGUAUAG
This is a messenger RNA of Cryptococcus amylolentus CBS 6039, 499 nucleotides long. RefSeq lists its product as hypothetical. NCBI's taxonomy places the organism in Eukaryota, Fungi, Basidiomycota, Tremellomycetes, Tremellales, Cryptococcaceae. The record is from RefSeq and is a predicted model, not a curated record. The transcript has 2 exons. The coding region runs from base 123 to 371 and encodes 82 amino acids.